UCCCUCUCGUGCGUCUUCUUCCCUGUCCUUUGCGCCCUGGCCGCGGUCUCCCUGCUCCACCCCGACAGUGCCUGGCCCCAAGCUCCAUGGCUGGUCGCGCCCAGCCCCGGCAUCGGACCUAGCUCGAUUUGGUCUUCAGCUCUCUGCGUCCGUGGAUCUCCCCUCCCCAGUUUCUUCUUGUGUCGCGCCUCCUCCCUUUGUCCGGCCAGAGCUCCGCUCGUCCCCAUGGCUACCGGCUUGCUGUGCCUCUAGUUCCGGCCGCAGCUCGACGCUCGGAGCUCCGUCCCUGCCGCGCGCCCUGCUCCCUCCCUGGUGCGCACGCGUUCUUCCCUGUUGCGCUUGGCCAUUGGCCAUCUCUGUCAUGGCACUUCAUUUCCCCCAGUCGAGCUCCCAGCGCUGCAGCCCUUCCCCAAUUCCUCUGCUCGCAGAGCUCCCUCUGCCUACUUCCCAUGGCGCUCGUCCCUACCUGCUCAGCCUUCGGCUCCGGCUCGCCGGCGCUCCUCUUUGUGCCCAGCUGUGUUCGCGCGGACCUCUGCUCCUUCAUCCCGCGCGCUUGCUUAUCUGUGUCCACGCGCGCGCGAAGCUCCCUGCGCGCCGCGGCUCGAUCCCUUCAUCCCACGCGCGCUCUGCCUCUCCCUCAACCCGUCGUGCCCUGCUGGUUCUCUGCUCGACCAUGGAAGUCGCGGUUCCCAGCUCCUCUGCCCGAACGCCAUCAUGUUCCCUGCAUGCGUUGAGCUCCUGCGCCGAAUCCUUUUCUAGCUUGCCGCGACACUCGGUGUCCUGCCUGCUUUGCUCACCCACGUCGGCUACUCGCUGGUGCUCCAACUCGUCAGCUAUCGUUGUCCUAUCUACGUCAGCGCGACCGUGGUCGUGUUUGUCGAGUUUGCCAAUGUUCUGUUGCCGAUUCGAAUAUCAUCACUGUUGUGUGCUUCGCUGCGUGCUCACCGAGUGUUUUCGGUUGUAUCUCAGCACUCGUGCUUGCUGUUGGCUCGCGUUAACGCUCGCGCGCCUGCUCGUUGUCACUGCGUCGCACUCGCUCUUCGUCCAUCGGACUUCACGCGUGUUCGCGUUUGUCAUCGAGCUGUUGAACCCGUCAUCCCUUUCUCGUGACUUCGUCGUGGCUAGAGCCCUCACUAGAUUCGUGUCCUCACCAGCUCGCUCUAGACACAAUCUCGUCGUCGUUCUAUGCGUCAUCAAGAAAUCCCAAGAAUCAGGUGAAGACGAAGCCAGCAGCGUGGUGUUCACCAAGUGCACGAUAAAAAGCUCGAACAUCCUGCACGACUCAAGUUCAAUUCGUCAAAAUUAUUUAGUCGAGGAGAAGAUCUUUAGCAAUUGAGUAUCGAAGAAAAGAAAGCCCCUGGAUGACGUUAACCGGAAACCGUCAUCGUGCUUCCGACUAUCGCCUCGAAGUAGUCAGGGUAAGCAAAUUUGUUAUUCUUGUUAGUGGAUGGAUGGAUGGUUUGACUUGGUAUGAUAUUUAUUAGAUUGCCUGAGUCGCUUUGGUAAUUUGGUCGAUGUCGUGUGGAGAAAGAGAUCUCAAUAGGUCUCAGUG
Messenger RNA from Zea mays, 1552 nucleotides. RefSeq lists its product as uncharacterized. The record is from RefSeq and is a predicted model, not a curated record. The transcript has a single exon. The coding region runs from base 362 to 1336 and encodes 324 amino acids. Lineage: Eukaryota; Viridiplantae; Streptophyta; Magnoliopsida; Poales; Poaceae.